Dracunculus medinensis (Guinea worm) is the source of this 1443-nucleotide messenger RNA. NCBI's taxonomy places the organism in Eukaryota, Metazoa, Nematoda, Chromadorea, Rhabditida, Dracunculidae. The record is from the annotation of a GenBank genome assembly.
AUGUCAACUGGUGUUGCAAUGAUUCCGGUCAAUCAAAAUAUAUCGCAAUAUACACUUGAACGUGCAAACCGAACACGACUUAUUAUUGAAAAUUUUUAUGCACAAUCGCUUGUACAUUGUCAAGAAAGACAAAAUCGUUUACGAAAAUUAGAAGAAAAAAUGGCAACUGAGGGCUUAAAUGAAGAUGAAAAGAAUGAACGGCGAAAAGCCCAUAUGGCAAAAGAAACAGAUUUUCUCCGUUUAAAAAGGACUCGGCUUACCGCCUCUGAUUUUACAUCGUUGAAAGUUAUUGGUAGAGGUGCAUUCGGUGAGGUGCGACUUGUACAGAAAGUCGAUACGGGCCAUGUAUACGCUAUGAAAAUUUUAAGGAAAUCAGAAAUGCUAGAAAAAGAGCAAACAGCCCAUGUUCGAGCUGAACGUGAUAUUCUGUCAGAAGCUGAUUGUGAAUGGGUUGUAAAAAUGUUUUUCUCCUUUCAAGAUCCUACAAAUUUAUAUUUAGUCAUGGAAUUUUUGCCAGGAGGUGAUAUGAUGACUCUAUUAAUCAAGAAAGACACAUUAUCUGAGGAAAUCACAAGGUUUUAUAUCGCUGAGGCAGCACUUGCUAUUCAAGCCAUUCAUGAUAUGAAUUUCAUUCAUCGAGAUAUUAAACCCGAUAAUUUGUUAUUAGACGCAAAAGGUCAUAUUAAAUUGUCCGAUUUUGGACUGUGUACUGGAUUGAAAAAAGCGCAUCGCACCGAGUAUUAUCGCAAUUGGCCGACUCAGUUGCCCAAAGAUUUUAUUGCUAAGCCUUUUGAAUCAAAAAGAAAAGCUGAGACGUGGAAGAAAAAUCGCCGUGCGAUAGCAUACUCAACUGUUGGUACUCCUGACUAUAUCGCACCUGAAAUUUUCCAGCCAAAUGGAUAUACGAAGUCUUGUGAUUGGUGGUCUCUAGGAGUCAUCAUGUAUGAGAUGCUUAUAGGCUAUCCUCCUUUCUGUUCUGAAACGCCACAAGAAACUUAUCGCAAAGUCGUGAACUGGCAACAUAGCUUAACAUUUCCACCAGAGAUGCCUAUAUCCACUGAAGCAAAAGCUGCUAUCAAAAAGUUUUGCUCAGAUGCGGAGCGACGUUUAGGAAGUAACAGUGGUAUUGAAGAAGUAAAAACUUGCCCAUUUUUCAAAGGAAUUGAUUGGAUCAAUAUAAGGCGGAAUCCAGCUCCUAUCAGGAUUGAAAUCAAAAGUAUCGAUGAUACAUCGAAUUUCGAUGAUUUUCCUGAUGCUGAUUUGACUUUGUUAUCUGAACUCAUUUUGGUUUUAGCUGAAUAUGAACUCGAUGUUGUUGGCGCACAGCGUGUCAGUGAUAGAGGAGAAUUCUCCAAUUACACUUAUAGACGUUUUAAUGGUUUAACACAAAGUCGUUAUUACGAAGGGUCAGCGGCUGUAAGCUUCCAUUUAUUUUUUCUGUGA